UAGAUGUCAACAGUUUCCCUUUCCUAUCAGACGCUAGUGAGCGGUGCUGUUGCUAUCUAUAGCACCAUUCUAUUUUCAGAGCAGGCAGAGAGGCGGCAAUACAACUCUACACACUCCUAGCACACCUUGAAAUAUCAUCAAGCCUGGGGAAAACCUUGUCAGUCCUAGCCUGUGUCACUUUGCCAUAGUGUAUUGUCACCAGGAACAAGUUUGAAGUAGAGGAACCUCAGAAUGAGAUGGAGGCCUCCAGAAGCCAGGGACUCGAAAGAGCUGCCGAAGCCCAAAGUGAGAGCCCCAAGCUGGGGGAGGGAGCGCAGCAGGCAGGCUCUCUGAGGGUAAGGUUGGAAGGGAGCGUUUUAACUGUGGACCGGGCUUUGCUGGAGCAGUGCAGCGAGUACUUCCGCGCCCUCUUCCGGUCUGGCAUGAGGGAGAGCCAGGAGGAUGAGCUGCAUCUGAAAGGAGGAGUGCAUGCACGGGGUUUCCUGAUUGCUUUGGCAGUGUCCAGGGGCGAGAAACUUUCUCUACAGGACCCGGAAGAACUAAUAGAGGCCGUGGAAUGUGCUGCCUUUCUCCAGGUGGCGUCACUGUCCCAGCAUCUCUGCGAUAUCAUUGACUCUGACAACUGCCUCCUGCUCUACCACGCAGCGGCCAUCUUUGGUCUACCCAACCUGUUCCAAUGUGCUGCCCUGUUCCUCUGCGACGCCUAUAGUGACCUGAAGGGUGAGGCAACAAACACUCUACCUGAGGAGUUGGUACUGUAUGCAGAGUCUUUGUCGCCAGCAUCUUUUGUCGCUUUGGGAACCCACUCACCCUCUAUGGAGCUGCUGAAGGACUCCUUUAGGACCGUGUGUUACCUGGACGAGGUGGAGGGAGAGUGGAGGCACCUAACAGACCUCCCCACCCACGCCAGCACCUCCAUGGCGGGCAUCGCCGUCCUGGACAACCGGCUGUAUGUGGUGGGGGGUAUUUACGGCUAUGGCAAAGGCACGGUGGACGGCGGCUUCUGCUACGACCCAGGGACGAGUACGUGGAGUGUGCUACCUGGACCCCAACAGCCCCGUGCCGACUUCACCCUUCUGGGGUACGAGGGGAAGUUGUACGCCAUCGGCGGUGAGCACCAGAAAAUAACCAUGUCCUCCGCCGAGGCUUAUGAUGUAGCCACAGGAGAAUGGGCGUUCGUGCAGUCCGCACCACGGCCUGUGGCAGCUGUGGCAUGCGCCAUCGCACGAAGGCGGAUGUUUGUGUGUUUCUGGAGGCCGCCAGACACCACGGAUAUCUACGAGUACAUCCCGGCGAAGGACAAGUGGAUGUUAGCCACCACGAUGAUAAGGCCGCAGAGCUACGGACACUGUAUGGUGGCCCACAGGGACAAUUUGUAUGUGAUGCGCAAUGGGCCAUCGGACGACUUCCUACGCUGCCUCAUGGACCGUUACAACAUCACCACGGGACAGUGGACCGCUAUACCAGGAAGUUACAUCAACACUAAGGGAGCACUGUUUACCGCCAUGGUCAGGGGUGACUCUGUGUUCACGGUCAAACACAUGCUAACUCUGGAGUAUACCAUUACUGGGGACACAUGGAAACCCCGUAGGGAGACGAAGAAAGGCUUUCCCAAGAGUGGCUCACUAUGGACAUGCUUACUGAGGCUUCCCAAGGCUGGCCUGUAAUGGUGUACACUGAUAGAGCUGUACUACGGUGCUUGGGGGGAGGUGUUACUGUAUUAAAAGUAUGGGUUAACUUCAGCCACCUCUCCCCUGUCUCUGUUCAGUCACAACACACAACAUUGUUAUAUGGUGCCAGAAAUAAACAGUAACACGGCCCAGUUAAACCCCAGGAGGCAGAUGGAGGAAAAACGACAGAGAUGAGAGAAUUAAGCAAUUUGUGGAAAACCUCUUAGAACCCAGAAAUACCCUUGUUUUUUUUAUGAGAGAAAACAAGCAUAGAAUAUUGUACUAGAAAACAAGUAUAGAAUGUUGUACUAGAAAACAAGUAUAGAAUAUUGUACUAGAAAACAAGUAUAGAAUAUUGUACUAGAAAACAAGCAUAGAAUAUUGUACUAGAAAACAAGCAUAGAAUAUUGUACUAGAAAACAAGUAUAGAAUGUUGUACUAGAAAACAAGUAUAGAAUAUUGUACUAGAAAACAAGUAUAGAAUAUUGUACUAGAAAACAAGCAUAGAAUAUUGUACUAGAAAACAAGCAUAAAAUAUUGUACUAGAAAACAAGUAUAGAAUAUUGUACUAGAAAACAAGCAUAGAAUAUUGUACUAGAAAACAAGUAUAGAAUAUUGUACUAGAAAACAAGCAUAGAAUAUUGUACUAGAAAACAAGUAUAGAAUAUUGUACAAGAAAACAAGUAUAGAAUAUUGUACUAGAAAACAAGUAUAGAAUAUUGUACUAGAAAACAAGCAUAAAAUAUUGUACUAGAAAACAAGUAUAGAAUAUUGUACUAGAAAACAAGUAUAGAAUAUUGUACUAGAAAACAAGUAUAGAAUGUUGUGCUCAAAAGUAUGCAUAUUAAAGAGAAAAUUAAUAGAAUUCAUUCAGUCUAGUCAAAUUACAAAUCAGAACCACAGGUGCUGCAUCUGUAUGAAUAUGCAGUAUAUUACAGCAAUAUUCCAUCAGUGUUUCUCUGCACAGUGCGCACACACACACACACACGCGCGCGCGCGCGCGCAAACACACACUCACUUACUCCAUGGAGGCUAUCCAGCCACCAAAACAGCUCCAAAACCACAGCAGCAGCAACUGUUGCUAAUCAGAAACCAUGUUCUGUGUGUGUGUGUGUGUGUGUGUGUGUGUGUGUGUGUGUCUGUCUGUCUGGGAGUCUUAUAUAACAGGAGCCAAACAGCAGGAGUGUAUUACCUCUACACGUCAACAGACACGUCACCUAAACUCAGACAGACAGACCUGCAACUGUACAUGUCCCCUCUACGCGCACGCACGCACUCACACACACACACACACACACACACACACACACACACACACACACACACACACACACACACACACACACACACACACAGACACACACACACACACACACACAGAACUCUCAACAGACAAUGUUCAAAGCUUCAAAAUCUCUCUUAUAAAGCGUGUUUAUCAGUCGUGGUUUCAUCAACAUACACGUCCACACCAGUGGAGGCUCCUCAGAGGAGGAAGAGGAGGACCAUCCUCCUCAGAGGU
Oncorhynchus tshawytscha (Chinook salmon) is the source of this 3189-nucleotide messenger RNA. RefSeq names its product kelch repeat and BTB domain-containing protein 13. Lineage: Eukaryota; Metazoa; Chordata; Actinopteri; Salmoniformes; Salmonidae. The record is from RefSeq and is a predicted model, not a curated record. The transcript has a single exon. Bases 237 to 1667 code for a protein of 476 amino acids. Gene Ontology annotation, molecular function: protein binding.